Myotis brandtii (Brandt's bat) is the source of this 3286-nucleotide messenger RNA. RefSeq names its product vascular cell adhesion molecule 1 (gene VCAM1). Gene Ontology annotation, molecular function: integrin binding. Lineage: Eukaryota; Metazoa; Chordata; Mammalia; Chiroptera; Vespertilionidae. Gene Ontology annotation, cellular component: membrane. Bases 318 to 2525 code for a protein of 735 amino acids. The record is from RefSeq and is a predicted model, not a curated record. Gene Ontology annotation, biological process: cell-cell adhesion. The transcript is spliced from 9 exons.
UGACUGUGCAGCGAGCUGGCAGGGUCCUCUCUGGGGCAGAGGGAGCGGUUUCAGCAGCGGCCGCUGAAGGGGUUAACCCUGGCCUUGGCCGGCUGUCAGGGAAACUUUUUUUUCUGGCUCUGCUCCGGGUUUCCCCUUGAAGGGAUUUCCCUCCGCCUCUGCGACAAGACCCUUUAUAAAGAGCAGCCUUUCUAUUUCACUCCCACUGCGCCCACUGCUGCGGGAGCUGACCGCGCUUCCCAGGCACGUUCGAGGGGCAGAGGCAGGUCUGGGAGCCACCGCUUUCUCCUCCGGCAGCAGCGUAACACGCCUGGAAGAUGGAGGGGAUCUCUGGGGCCUUGACUCUACUUUGGAUGGUGUUUGCUGCGUCUCAAGCCUUUAAGAUCGAGAUCUCCCCUGACUCCCCCGUCAUGGCUCCGAUCGGCGCCUCGGUUUCGCUGACGUGCAGGGCCACAGGCUGCGAGGCCCCAGCUUUCUCCUGGAGAACCCAGAUCGACAGCCCGCUGAACGGGAAGGUGCGGAACGCCGGCUCCACGUCCACGCUCACCAUGGACCCUGUGAGCUUCGAGAACGAGCACUCUUACCUGUGCACCGCCACGUGCGGGGCCAGGAAGGCCGAGAGGGGCAUCGAGGUGCAAGUCUACUCUUUCCCCAAGGACCCGGAGAUUCACCUGCCUGGCCCCCUGCAGGUGGGACAGCCGGUCACAGCCACGUGUCUGGUCCCUGAUGUUUACCCAUUCGACAGGCUGGAGAUUGAUUUGCUGAAGGACAACCGUCUCCUGAAAAACCAAGAAUUUCUGGAGCCGAUGGAGAGCAAGUCCCUGAAAAACAUGAGCUUGGAGGUGACCUUCACUCCGACCAGAGAGGACAUGGGAAAGGCUCUUGUGUGCCGAGCCAUGUUGCACAUCAAUGAAGUCGAUGCAGAGCUCCGGGAAAGGGAGACCACGAAAGAGCUGCAGGUUUAUGUCUCCCCCAAGAACACCACUGUCUCUGUGAGCCCCUCCACCAGGCUGCAGGAGGGCGGCUCCGUGACAAUGACCUGCGCCAGCGAAGGCCUGCCAGCUCCGCAGAUUCUCUGGAGCAGGAAGUUAGAUAACGGGAACCUACAGCCCCUUUCUGGAAAUGCAACUCUCACUUUAAUUGCCAUGAGGAUGGAGGAUUCUGGAAUUUACGUGUGCGCCGGAGUGAACCUGGCUGGAGAAGACAGAAAAGAGGUGGAGUUACUUGUUCAAGAAAAACCGUUCACGGUUGAGAUCGGCCCUGGACCCCAGGUUGCUGCUCAGCUGGGUGGCGCGGUCGUGCUGACAUGCGGUGCCACGGGCUGCGAGGCCCCGUCCUUCUCCUGGAGAACCCAGAUAGACAGCCCUCUGAGCGGGCAGGUGCGGAGCGAGGGGCCCAGGUCCACGCUGACGCUGAGCCCUGUGGGUUUUGAGAACGAACAUUCGUACCUGUGCACAGUGACCUGCGGGCGCAAGAAACUGGAGAAGGGAAUCAAGGUGGACCUCUACUCGUUCCCCAGAGACCCCGAGAUUGAGACGAGCGGCGUGUUAGUGAGCGGCAGCCCGGUCACCGUGAGCUGCAAGGUGCCGGAGGUGUACCCACUGGAGCGGCUGGAGAUCCAGCUCCUGAAGGGGGGCCGGGUGGUGAAGAAUAAAAACUUCCUGAUGGGUGCGGACAAGAAAUCCCUAGAGACUGGGAGUCUGGACGUGACCUUCGUCCCCACCACCAAAGACACCGGCGAAGCGCUUGUCUGUCUGGCUCAGUUACACAUGGACGAGCUGGACUUGGAGCCCACACAGCGGCAGAGCUCACACACGCUCUACGUUAACAUUGCCCCCAGGAACACAAGCAUCCAGGUCAGCCCCUCCUCCAUCCUGGAGGAAGGCAGUUCUGUGACGAUGACCUGCUCCAGCGAUGGCCUCCCAGCGCCCAGGUUCCGGUGGAGCAGGCAGCUUAAGAAUGGGCAGCUGCAGUUUCUUUCUGAGAAUACAACGCUCACCUUAACUUCUACAAGAAGGGAAGAUGCUGGUAUUUAUGUAUGUGAAGGGAGCAGCCUGGCUGGGAUAAGCAGAGAUGAAGUUGAAUUAAUUAUCCAAGUCGCGCCAAAAGACAUGCAACUUACAGCUUCUCCUUCUGAGAGCGUCAAGGAAGGAGACACUGUCAUUAUCUCCUGCACAUGCGGAAAUGUUCCCCAAACCUGGAUAAUCCUGAAGAAGAAAGCCGAGUCAGGGGACACCGUGCUCAAGUCCAUAGAAGGCGCAUAUACCAUCCACAAGGCCCAGUUAGAGGACGCGGGAGUGUACGAAUGUGAAUCUAAAAAUGAGCUUGGCUUGCAGUCCAGAAGUAUCACCCUUGAUGUGAAAGGAAGAGAAGGUAACAAGGACUACUUCUCCCCCGGGCUCCUCGUGCUGUACUGUGCGUCCUCCUUAAUCAUCCCCGCCAUCGGGAUGAUCGUUUACUUUGCGCGAAAGGCCAACAUGAAGGGGUCCUACAGUCUCGUAGAAGCACAGAAAUCGAAAGUGUAGCUGGCAUUGGAAAUGCUCGGCCACAGACACUAUUUAUCAGCCUGGAGCCUUCAUUCCACUCCACGGGGAAAGCAACAGGCUGAGUCCUGACUUCCGGACACGGUGGACUCUCAGAGGGUGACGGCUGCCCAAGCUUCUGGCUGUGACCUGAAACCCAGGGCAAACUUCCUGCCGGAAACACAGGCAGAGGCACGGAGGUGUGCGGCCUGGAGCAGGCCCUUGAUGUGUAUAUACAGUGCCAGGAACUGUACAUAUGUCACAUAAAAUCAUGCCUUAGCAAGACUGCUUGGAAUAGCAACACCUGCAAGGGAGACCUCUAAAAUAAUUCAACAGUGUUGCCUGGACUGGUUGGUCUAACUUAAUGCAUCUUAGGAAAAUUUAACAUUAACAUGGACUGGCAGCUGACCUAUGUCAUCUUUUUAUACUUUUUUCCCUUCCUAUAACGAAGUUGGAUUCCUAUCAAGUUCACGGACAACAACGUCAUGUUUGUUAAAACGCCAGGGUUUUAUGUUUUACAGGCAAAUGGUGAACCAAGAGGGCGCAGGGUUGACUUUCAGGUACUAAAACUUCGACCUCUGGUGUAAUGGUUGACUGGGUUUCUCUGGACGGUACUGACAUGGUACGGUGAUGUUUGAUGUUGUUUGUUCAUCCUCCUCUUGUGCAACGUCCCCAAGGUGACCUAACAAUGCAACUUCUUUUGAUCUUCUUUUGUAAAUGUUUAGUCUUUUUGUAUAGUAAAGUGAUCAUUUCUGGACUUGUAA